Molecule: messenger RNA, 1826 nt
Organism: Harpia harpyja (harpy eagle)
Lineage: Eukaryota; Metazoa; Chordata; Aves; Accipitriformes; Accipitridae
Product: polymeric immunoglobulin receptor-like
Exons: 9
Coding region: 1-1617 (538 amino acids)
Source: RefSeq, a predicted model, not a curated record
AUGGCGGUUCUCUUUCUCUUAGCAGCUUUGCUGCAAGAGCCAGUUUCAAGCACCUUGUAUGGAUCCAGGUUUUUGACAGGUGAGGUUGGAGGAUCGGUCACCCAUCAGUGCUUCUACUCCAUCAUACCAGCCAACAAAUACGACCGAAAAUACUGGUGCAGAAUAGCAGGAAACGGAGUUUGCUACACCGUCAUUUCUACAACCGGCUACAUCUCAAAAGCCCAUGCGGGGCGAGUGUCUCUCGAGGACAUCCCCCAGAAAGGCACCUUCACGGUGACAAUGACAGAGCUGAAGAAGAGCGACACGGGGACCUACCGAUGCGGCAUCGGCACCACCAACAGAGACCUGUACGUCAGCCUGAACCUGACGAUUUUGGCAGAUGCUGGUGCGUUGGGGUCGACCGAGCUCGUCCAGGGAGAGCUCCGCGGCUCUGUCACGGUCCUGUGCCCACCUGGGGACACCCAAGGCAGCAAGAAGAGGUUCUGGUGCAAACUGGGGAGAACCGGCUGCACUCUCAUAGCCGACACCGAUGGCUACGUGGGAAAGAGUUACCAAGGACGAAUCUUUAUCACCGCUCAGGAGAGCUCUGGAGCUUUCAAAAUCUUGAUAAAUGACUUAAAAAAGGAAGACUCGGGGCUGUACAGGUGCGGGACGGGAAGGCUCAGCGGUCAGGACAGCCCGCGGAUGGUGGCUCUGCAGGUGACCACAGCCUCCACCCUUCCCAAGAGACCAAAAUUUCUCAGCGGCACAGUCGGAGGCUCGCUGUCCGUGAAGUGCCACUAUGAUCCCAAAGGGAACUACGAGAAGAAGUACUUGUGCAGGUGGAAGGAAGCCAGCUGCUCACUGCUUGUGGAUGUGGAUGGGUUUGUGCACGAGUCCUACAAAGGGCGAAUACAAAUAGCCAGCAGCAACCAGGAAAAUGGGACUUACACCGUGGUGAUGAGCCACCUGAGAGAGGAGGAUGCAGGAUGGUACUGGUGCGGGGCUAAAAACGGGCACACAGAGCACACGUCCUCCGUGAAGCUGCGCAUCCAGAAGGAUGGAUAUUCAAGCCUCCAAAUAAUUUUCUCCACAGAAGCCUGCUCUUCACAACACCCAGAAACAUCCAGUUUUGUGAAACCCACUUUAUCAAGUCUGUCCGUCUACAGCACGCCCACACAGAGGAGCAUCACGAGCCUGGCAUAUGCAAUGGGCACUGUGACCGAGAGCACCAGCACCCUGCUGCCCACUACCCCCCCCAGCACCUCUGUAACCUCCCCAGGCAAAAUCUAUCACGAGAGCUCAUCAGGUGAAUCACGCCUGCUCCCAGUUGUGUUACCAGCUCUCAUUUUACUGAUUUUCAUCACUAUCACUAUUCUCGCCCUGACCAAAAUAAAGCUUCAAAAGGAGACGGGAGAAGAAAGAAGCGCCAUAGGAAACCUGGCAGCAACGCCAAUUCAGGCUGGUCUGAACCCUGUAAAAGAGCAAACGAUGGAGCAAACCCCGAGUCCAGAAAAAGUGCACGAAUGCAGGACAGACUCCAGCCGAUGUAGGAUAAUCUGUGAUAUCCUUGGAAGAUUCAGGAUGACCAACUCAUGUCAACCCUAUGGGGAAAAACAUACCUUUCAAGGUGACUGAUGAAGACUUGAGGCAGAACCCCCUUCCGUCAAAGCCCCUGUGUACGUGAGCUUGGAAGUUUCCCUAUGGAAAGCCGAGGCACGGCUAUAAACUGCAAAGCGCCCAGCACCGCUUGUUGCUCACUGCCCUGCUCAGAAGCUGAACGUCCCGAGUUGAGAGCCAAAUCCCCGCCGGCUGCCCAAAUGCCACUUGCUACGUGGUCUGUAGAA